AUGGCUCAGGAAUUAUUCAAGAAGUACGCCCAAGAACGAGACAAACGCAACAGGCCAGAGGGUCUGGCUCAAUAUAUCGAUGUCCGAUCCAAAGAGAUCAAAGACCUCGCGAAAGACCCGUGGGUGGACUAUGCGUCUCCCAGUGUCAAGAACCCUCCGCUCAAACACGGAAGCAGCAUCAAGUUCUUAAUCUGUGGCGGAGGGCACAGCGGAAUUCUUUAUGCAUACCGCUUGAUCGAGGCUGGGUUCAGCAGCAAGGACAUUGUUAUCGUUGACAUCGCCGGUGGAUUUGGUGGCACCUGGUAUUGGAAUCGCUAUCCUGGUCUCAUGUGCGACGUCGAAGGCUUCGUUUACCUCCCGCUACUGGAAGAGACUGGCUAUAUCCCCAAGCAUAAGUACUCUUAUGGCGAGGAGAUUCGGGGCCAGUCAGAGCGCAUUGCGGCCAAAUGGGGCCUGCAGGGCCAAUUCUGCACCAAGAUCGACUGUCAGACCUGGGACGAACACAGGCAUCAAUGGGUCGUCAAGAUGACCCGCACCCUCGGGAAGGGUGUAAAACACGAAGAUUUAACGGUAUAUGCUGACUUCGUUGUUGGUGCUGGCGGGGUCCUGUCCAUCCCUAAGAUCCCUAAGCUCACAGGCUGGCCGGAGUUCCGCGCAAAGAAGCAUGCAUUCCACACGUCCCGCUGGGACUAUGCCUACACCGGCGGUACCCAAGAGAAGCCUGACAUGAUUCAUCUCAAGAGCAAACGUGUUGCUCUGAUCGGGACUGGUGCAACGGCCGUCCAGGCUGUUCCCGAGCUGGCUAAAUGGGCAGAGCACCUUUAUGUGGUCCAGAGAACGCCCUCCUAUUGCGGCUUACGCGUUUCCGGAACAAUUGGCUCCAGCAGCAAGAUCGUCUCCCCGAAUGAGAUCGGAGAGCACAUCGAAGAGCUUCUCAGAACCGACAGCGUAGCUACGGAGGAGCUCCGAGCGAGGAUAUCACGGGAGGUGAAAGACCAAGAGACCGCUGAGAAAUUGAAGCCUUGGUACGGUACUUGGUGCAAGCGACCAACUUUUCACGACGACUACCUGCCGACUUUUAAUCGCGAGAAUGUCACCUUGAUCGACACCAACGGCAAGGGACUCGAGCGCCUCACGGAAAACGGUAUUGUCUUUGAUGGAGUUGAGUACGAAGUAGAUUGUCUUGUACUAGCCACCGGCUUCGUCGUUGGAGGCUCGAACGACCCAUCUCAGAGAGUCGACGCGCCAAUAAUAGGGCGUAAUGAAAUAUCCAUGACGACCAAGUGGGAGGAACCUGGCUCUACCACAGCCUUCGGGGUGUUUUUGCCGGGCUUUCCAAACUUUGCUGCCACUUUCUAUCGUGGCGGCGGAUUUUCGUACAACUUAUCGUCAGUCUACGAUGUUUUUGCUCGCCUCUUUGCGCAUGUUAUGGCGACAGCACACAGCCAGGCGAGCUUCAAUCAGAAGUUGGUGAUUGAUGUCUCGGAGCAGGCUCUGGGUCGCUGGGCAGGAGAAGUGGCAAAAAGAGCUGCCUGGUUCACUCCACUCAGUAUCUGCACGCCUGGCUAUUACACUUCUGAGGGAACAAUGUUCAGCAAGGAGGCAUCCGCCAAAGCUGAUAUUGACAAAGAGAGCUUUUCCAAAGCAAGACAGGCACUAUGGGGCUCUGGCCCUGUCGACUAUCAACUUACAAUAGAGAAGUACAUGGCAAAGGAAGGUAGUGUCCUAGAGGACUUUGUUGUUGAAAUGAUCUAA
Diaporthe amygdali is the source of this 1755-nucleotide messenger RNA. Its product is annotated as cyclohexanone 1-2-monooxygenase. Gene Ontology annotation, molecular function: N,N-dimethylaniline monooxygenase activity; flavin adenine dinucleotide binding; NADP binding. The transcript is spliced from 2 exons. The coding region runs from base 1 to 1755 and encodes 584 amino acids. The record is from RefSeq and is a predicted model, not a curated record. Lineage: Eukaryota; Fungi; Ascomycota; Sordariomycetes; Diaporthales; Diaporthaceae.